This is a messenger RNA of Cylas formicarius (sweet potato weevil), 1818 nucleotides long. It is a transcript of the gene cact, whose product is annotated as NF-kappa-B inhibitor cactus. The record is from RefSeq and is a predicted model, not a curated record. Bases 213 to 1373 code for a protein of 386 amino acids. Lineage: Eukaryota; Metazoa; Arthropoda; Insecta; Coleoptera; Brentidae. The transcript has 5 exons. Gene Ontology annotation, molecular function: protein binding.
CCAGGCAAUCGUCGCUGGAAAUCCCGAGAUAAAAUUUCGUUUUCGAUACGGUCCUGAUUGUCAGACGAAUACGCAAAUCAGUGAUCUACGGUGCGUGAUCCGCGAGCGUCCGCGAUUUUUAAAUCUUUAACGGGAAAACGCGACGAGUUUUCGGAAUUUCGUCUGUAAGGUGUCGUCACGCUGGCAUUUAAAAAAAUAUUUUUCGAGUACCAAUGUCGUCACGGCUCGGAUUGUUCGGCAUCGCACUGGGACAUUGUACCAAAGAUGCGUCAGGAAAACUGAUCGAAGAGGAAUCCAAGAGUGACAGUGGAUUUAUAUCGAGCGGAAGUAUUAUAGUGUCUGGAGAAAUAUCGGGAGAACUGCAGCCCGAGACGAGCCACGGCAAAACGACGUCGACGUACGCAGAUUCCGGAGUAAUUGACGAUAACGACACGAAAGACGCAGCCCACAUGCGUGUGGACAGCGGCGUGUAUCUCACCCUCAGCGAAAAUAUUUCGAAUUUAAGCUUGAAAUCCCACGGCUUGAACGACCUCAACAAUCCCAAAGAAACAACCGCUGUCAGUAAGGAAUAUCUGCACGAUAUCCCCUGGAAAAUUUACUACGAGCAAGACGAGGACGGCGAUACGCAUCUGCACACCGCCGUCGUGCAGGGUUUCGUGGAGGUCGCACAGGCGCUGAUCCGGAUAGCGCCCCAUUCCCGUCUUCUCGACACCCCCAACGACGACGCCCAGACCCCGUUACACCUCGCGGUGGUGACGUCCCAAUGGCCGGUGGUGAGGUGGCUCAUAGUGGCGGGGGCGCGGCCCGGGCCCCGCGACAUCAACGGCGACUCUCCCCUCCACAUAGCGGCCCGACUCGGCGACCUUGACUGCGUCAAGGCCAUCACUAACCCCGUGCAGCCGCAAGAGAGGGAAGCCCUCGCGUUAGGCUACCCCCCACACCGUUACGAGAAGUGCAGCUUGAACCAGUGGAAUUAUUCUGGUCAGACUUGUGUCCACGUGGCAGCUAUACACGGCCACAUCGACGUCCUCCGGCACCUGGUGUGGUACGGGGCCGACAUAAAUGCGCGCGAAGGUCUCUCUGGUUACACCGCCCUCCAUUACGCAGUGGAGAGGCGCGACGAGAAAAUGGUGCAGUUUCUGUUGACCGAAUGCAACACCUUGAGACCGGAAACCGUCUCGUACGGCAAUAGGAACGCGCUCCAGAUGAAAAUAUUGAUCCCGGGCAAAAUAGGUCGUUUGUUGAGCGGUAAAGGUCUCGCGUCCCCCUACAUGUCUUCCGAUGAGGAAGACAGCGGCAGCGAAGACGACGAAGAGAUGGAAUUCAAUACGAUGCAUCGGUUGGGACCAAACUUGGUCAACGCGAGCGCUUGACGUGCUCCAAGGCGUGACGUCAGCCGCUCGAUGGGAUGCGCCGAAAAUGAGGGGCGAACUAUGGUCCCUGUGGGAAUGAACCCACUUUAAGCUGUAAAUUAAAACGAUCCGCCUUAUUUGUUAGCACCAUUUCUCUACAUAUGAUGGAAGUUUAAUGUUAACUUGUAAAUAAUUGUAAAUAUAAUUAAAUUGUGAAUAAAGAACGCCGUUAUUGGGAGUUGACGGGGGAAGUGUUUUUCUUUUUUGGGACAUCAAAAUUUUCAUCAUAUGUAGUAGAGAUAUUGACGUUUCUUCGUGAAUUCAAUCACGACCUUUUGUUGUAUACAGAGGUAUGGUCACAUAUUUAUUGUCGCCUUGUUCCCAUUUAAAUUAAUUUUUGUACAUAAUCAUUUUAUUUCAUUUUAGUUUUGAAUAUUCAAUAUAGAGAUUAAACAAAUGCUGGCAU